GGGCGCCGCUGCCUCCCCGCGCCGCGGCGGCGGCGGAGCCGGAGCCGGGGCAGCCCUGGCGGCGCCCCGCGCCAUGGCGGUGACGAGCUCGGUGCGGGGCUCCCGCAGCCGGGACCGAGCCGCGCCGGCCCCGUCCCCGCCGGCGGGCGGGCGGCGCGGCGGGGCGGCGGCGGCGGCGGCGGCGGUGCUGGCGGGGCUGUGCGCCCUGUGCUACGGCAACUCCCUGCGGGGCGAGUUCGUGCACGACGACGUCUGGGCCAUCGUGAACAACCCCGACGUGCGGGCGGCCGCCCCCGUGUCCGCCGCCUUCGCCAACGACUUCUGGGGCAAGCGCAUGGCCGAGAACACCAGCCACAAGUCCUACCGGCCCCUCUGCGUCCUCACCUUCAAAUUAAACAUAUUGCUGGCUGGUAUGAACCCCUUCUAUUUCCACGCAGUGAAUGUAAUUUUACACUGUCUGGUGACUGUUGUGCUGAUGUACACUUGUGACAAAGCUGUGUUCAAGGACUGUCGACUUGCUUUUGUCACGGCGCUGUUCUUUGCUGUGCAUCCCAUUCACACCGAGGCUGUAACAGGUAUAGUAGGCAGAGCAGAUGUCCUGGCCUGUCUACUCUUUCUGUUGGCUUUUCUCUCCUAUAAUAGGAGUGUGGAUCAGCUUUAUGUUGGGGAACAUUUCCCUUCCACUGCCUCCCCAUUCUUUUUGCUGCUUAGUUUAUUCCUUGGGACGUGUGCAAUGCUGGUGAAAGAAACUGGAGUCACUGUGUUUGGUGUGUGCUUGGUUUAUGACUUCUUUUCCCUCUCCUACAACGGACUCAAACUGAGAAAUGGAGUGAUCCACCAGAGACCUGCCCGGCAGCCCGUGGCUUCUCCCUCUGCCCCACUGCAGGUCCCCCUGGCCAGCCGGGAGAACGGGAAGCAUCGCUUUGCUCACCGGGGCACCUGGAGCUCCUGCCACCCGGCAUCACCUGAGGAGCAGCGGAGCGGUGGCCUUUCUGUGCCCAGCAGAGCCAUGUGGGCCAUUCGGAGCUACCUGACUGCAAAUAACAACCAGAAUUUCUUGUAUACCGCAAGGCCUUUUUUGAAGAGAGCUGCUUUGGUGAUAAGCUAUGUGAUUCUCCUGUUGUAUUUCCGCCUCUGGAUAAUGGGAGGAUCCAUGCCGAUGUUUUCAGAGCAGGACAAUCCAGCUUCAUUCUCACCGCAUUUCCUGACAAGGUUUUUAACUUAUUCCUACCUUCUGGCCUUCAAUGCGUGGCUCCUGCUGGCCCCGAUCACCCUGUGCUAUGACUGGCAGGUCGGCAGCAUCCCUCUGGUCGAGUCCAUCUGGGAUGCAAGGAACUUAGCCACAGUGUUCCUGGUGCUGGUGAUGGCAUUACUCAGCCUACACUGCAUUGCUGCAUUCAAGAAACUGGAACACAAAGAAGUUUUGGUUGGCUUGUUGUUCCUGGUUUUCCCAUUCAUCCCAGCCAGCAACCUCUUCUUCAGGGUGGGAUUUGUUGUGGCAGAGCGAGUCCUUUACAUGCCAAGUAUGGGGUACUGCAUCCUUUUUGUCCACGGUCUAAAAAAGCUGUCUACAUGGUUAAAUAAAUGGAGAAUUACUGUUCUGACCCUCUUUGCUUUACUGCUGCUGCUGUUCUCCUGGAAGACGGUGAAACAGAACGAAAUCUGGCUGUCACGAGAAUCCCUUUUCAGCUCAGGAGUGAAGACCCUGCCCCACAAUGCCAAGGUGCACUACAACUACGCCAAUUUUCUGAAGGACCAGGGCCGUAACAUCGAGGCAAUCUACCACUACAAAACUGCUCUCAAGCUGUACCCUCGUCACGCAAGUGCUCUCAACAACUUGGGGACGUUGACCAAAGACGUGGUGGAGGCAAAGGACUACUACAGACGGGCCCUUCAGUUAAACCCUCAGCACAAUCGAGCUCUCUUCAAUCUUGGCAACCUACUCAAGUCCCAAGGGAAGAAGGAGGAAGCUGUAAUCUUACUGCGGGACUCCAUUAAAUAUGGCCCUGAGUUUGCAGAUGCUUACUCAAGCUUGGCCUCACUGCUGGCUGAACAGGAACGGCUUAAGGAAGCAGAGGAAGUCUAUAAGGCUGGCAUAGAGAAUUGUCCAGAGAGCUCUGAUCUGCAUAACAACUACGGGGUUUUCUUGGUUGAUACAGGGUCUCCCGAGCGAGCCAUGUCCCACUACAGGCAGGCCAUCCGCCUGAGCCCCGCUCACCACGUGGCCAUGGUGAACCUGGGCAGGCUUCACCGCUCCCUGGGGCAGAACAAAGAGGCUGAGGUGUGGUACAAGAGGGCCCUGAAGGUAUCCCGGAAGGCCGAAAUCCUGUCCCCGCUGGGGGCUCUGUACUACAACACGGGGCGCUACGAGGAAGCGCUGCAGGUUUACAGAGAGGCGGCAUCGCUGCAGCCUUCGAACAGAGAGAUCCGACUGGCGCUGGCUCAGGUUUUAGCAAUGAUGGGGCGGACGAAGGAAGCCGAAAAGAUGAUGAACCAUAUACUCAGUGAGGACGUGGAAUGUCUGGAGUGCUACCGCCUUCUGUCAGCCAUCUACAGCAAGCAGGAGCACUAUGCCAAGGCACUUGAAGCUAUAGAAAAAGCGCUUCAGCUAAAACCAAAGGAUCCAAAAGUCAUAUCAGAGCUUUUUUUCACAAAAGGAAACCAGCUAAGAGAACAGAACCUCCUUGACAAGGCUUUUGAGAGCUAUAAACGGGCUGUGGAGCUCAACCCAGACCAAGCACAGGCCUGGAUGAAUAUGGGAGGCAUCGAGCACAUCAAGGGGAGCUACGUUACUGCCCGUGACUACUAUGAGAAAGCCUUACAGCUGGUUCCAAACAGCAAGCUGCUGAAGGAGAAUCUGGCCAAACUGGAUCGCUUGGAGAAACGGUUUCAGGAAGUCCAGGAAAAAGACCAAACAUAGCGUCCAGUCACCAGUGGAAAGACACUUGUGCCCCUUGGAGAAGAGUAUGGUGGAAGCCUGUUGCUCAGAGUGAUACUGGAGGAACUUUGAUAGGACUCAGAGUUAUGGAAGGCAGAUUUUGAGUGCAUGCUUAUGUUUGACCAAAGUUACAGGAGACACUCGACUCCUGUGGGACAUGCUGGAGAAUUAAUGAAUACCUUCCUUUAAUCAAGAUUUAUGUUUAGGCUGAACCCAUUUUAAUCACACUGGGAGUGUGGGUGGGACAUGUACCUUCAAUAUCUUGGUUAUCACUGGGGAAACCAUGGAGACAAAGCACUCAUCCAUUGCAGCAGGGGUGAAGUAGCACCUCCUCUUACUCAACACAGGCUCACCUUGUCCAUGUAGGGUACUACUGAUGGACUUCAUUGCAAGUGCUGCCAGGUCCUGCUGCAGACAGGAAAGAUGGUCAUAAUGGUCACAUAAAAAGGUUCCAAGGGGUUAAUGCUGAGGAAAUGGUGGCCACUUUUAUAGCUCUAAAUGAGACUUGAAAAAUAUCCUAUAGAAAGGGAAACUAUCUAAAUAUCACCCUGGAAGGAUGAUUCCACAAGUAGGGCAAAUGAUCCUUUGAGGGAAAAUCUAACCUGAAUGUUCUACUCAUUAAUUUUGUAGUAAAUCAGGUUCAUGAUAACAGUUUUGUCAAAUAUCAUGUGGCUUUACCCUUUGCCCUCUGCCUCCAGGCAAAUAGUUAUUACUCUGAAAAAAAAUGGAAACAUCUAGGAAGCUCUAGGAUUAUUUAUCCUCCUGCUCAGUCCCCGGUAUGAAAAACAAACAACAUAUCAGAUCAAUACAGGAGGUAAAGUAAAGCCACAGAGAGAUUAGGGAAGAUUUCCUAGCCUGGAAAGGUACUAAGGAGGCUCUUCUAUGGGUGUGCAGGGACAAAACCCACUUAUCAUGGUGAUAACGCUGACAAAACACUUUGUCAAAGUGUUCUCACCCCCUCCCCUGAGAGAUACAGAAAAUGACCUAUAACCAAUCAAUCAUAAAUCUAUAUUUUUAAAUACUGAAGUGGGAAAACAAAUUCUCUUCAAAACUGGGGCUUAUAUUGUUGAGCUUUAUUUAUUUAACUUAUAAUAAUCAAAUAAUUAAUAUAUUUUCUCUGUUUUAUAUGAAUUGGGCAAUAUCCUUCACAGCUGGCCACAUGGCUGGGCAUCGUGACUUGUAUUGUCUGAAGUUAUUAAAACGCAGUACCACCGAGGCGUGCUCGAAUAAUUCCAUCUAAUGAUUCCAAGGUAAAUGACUGCAGAGCACAUUGGACCACACUGUCCCUGCAAUAACAGCACUUCUGCUGCUUCCACCAGGGUUUGUACCAGUUCGCAGAAAGUGUUAGUGGGAUUGUGCUUGGUGCCUUUGGGUUUGGACAUCAGGGUAGGUCAUCAGUUUGUUCCUCUUGCAGCAGGAAACUGCUGUAAAAGUUGUUUUGUUUGAGCUUGACUGUGGCCAGUCCCUGCAGAAAAGCAGCCCAGGAUUUGGCAUUAUUAGUAAAGGACAGUUGAGAUUAGGUAUGCCAUGCCUUAAAACACAUCUGUCAGGAAAAGCCUGUGUGGCAGGUACCCAUGUGGUGCCUGGAUUUAACUGGUGCUGGCCAUGGCACCUCAGCAAGCUCCAGAUUCACUCAGUGUGAUGGGACAGAUGUGCUGGUGGCUUCACUGCUUUAAUUUUAAAAGCUUGGUGUCUAGCUGCCACUGGUGGUCAAAUUACUGACAAGUUAUUGAUGUGACUCCAGCUGUGUUUGGAGCUCAGAGGGAGUCCAGACUGACUGCCCUGCCAGGGCUUGAGGCAAGGAGACCAGCCAGUGCCUACAGCUGGGCAGAGGUGGGAGGGAGAGACCACUGUGGGAGAAGAGGCAGUAACAUGUUUCUGGGCUCUCUCCCACCAAACCAGCUUUCCAGGGGAUCAGCUGCAACCAGAAUAAGCAAGUCUUUUGCUGGCAAAUUUUCUCUUCUGCCCCAGCCCAAGCAGCCUACUUUGCUUUGCAUGGCCAAGGGCAGGUUUGAGCUCCUGGAGCUGAGUCAGCAACCCUCCCUUGUCUUUUCACACAACUUUUGUGGCCGUGAACUUGCUGAACUGAUGUCCCUGCAGGUCCCCAGUGCAGGUGCUCUGCUGGAUACCGUGCACAAAGUAGGUUUGCACAGCCCUGGGCUACCAGGAUGUCCAGGAGGAGAUGGGGUCACUCAUUGCGAGGCUGUUGCCAGUUCUUUACUGGGAUAUUCGGAGAUACCUGGACCAUAAAGCUUUCUGCCUCUCCCCAAGGUGAGCCUGCCUUCAGGGCAGCUUCCCCAAAGCGCCCUGAUCCCAGGCUGACCAGCUGCUUGCAGUUCCACCACGUGGCAGUGAGUUUGGGGGCUGGCAGAGCAGUGUUUGGUGCAGCCCCAAACAGCGGUAUCAUGCAAAGCCCCCCCUGCAGCAUCUGCAGAGUGCUCCAACAGCCAGCCAAAGCAUGGGGGAUAGGGGUGGGGGGAGAUAUGCCUCCUUGAAAAAUGCGUAUCAACUAUAAGCUUUGCCUCAUAAAGAUAUAUUAAAUAAAUACUGUAUAUUCUACAAGCCUCACUGCAGUGUGUGGCUUUAAAAUUGUGGCCAAUGAAACAUAUUUUUUCAAAUACAGAAGAAGUUGUAUUUUUUAUAGCAAUGCUUUGUGAGAGGGAAGACUUAGUUUUAUGUUUUUAACUUCAGCUUAAAUAUUAGUUUGUCUUUCCUGAGAGACCUGGUAGAAAUUAUUGUCUCCUUCUUGUCCUAGAACCCGAUCAAAGCCAUCUUGACCUCUUAAAACUGGUGCAUGUAUAGAAGUAUAGUAUAACUUUGGGUGCCCCUCUCCCAGAUCCCGGAGAAGGAUUACCGUUUGUGCAACACUGUUUUACUUGCAGAAUAACGGAGAAAAAUGAGACCAUCCUCCCAGUAAGGGAGGUGGUUUGGUUGGAAAGCAUGGCAUGUGUUCAUCCACUUGCCUGAAUUAGACAGAUAACAGAUCCACAGACUUUAAUCCCAGGUGGACCAGUUUUUAUAUGCUGAAAGGGUGACUCUCCACGAUUUGGAGCUGGGUUUAUGGUAGUUAUGGAGAGAGGAGGGCUCACUAAUGAACCCUACUUUCUUGAACCAGCACUUUAUACCCCAUCUAUGCAGGAUGACAGUCUGCAAACUGGCAGCAUAUUUGGAGAAUGGCACAGACCGUGAGCUACCAAAGCAGCUAAACCCUUGUGAAGUUCUGAGCUGACUCCCUGUCUUGUUGGUGCCCGUGCUGAAACGCUGUGUUUGUUCAGGGCAUUAAUCAUGUGAAAGGUUUAUUGCAGUCAAAGAAGAAUAAUGGAGUAUGAUAUGAAAUGGGUUACCUCCACCAAAAUGGAAUGCUAUUGUGAAAGAUAAAUGGAGCGACUUACCUUGUGAUAAACUGUAUGUUAUCUUAAUUAAUCACAGGAAAUGUCCUCUUCCUCUAGCAUUGCACAGCUUCUAAAAUAAUGAGUUAUAAAUACAUUGUUUUCUGCCAAGUCCAGUGCUCAGCAUGGUUAGCAGAGAUUGCAAAUUAAUAAAUGGCUGAAGCUCUGCCUGGUGGGGGAGAGUUCAUGCUCUCUGCAAGUUGCAUUGGCUAAACCUCAGUGCUCACCAAUAUUAAAGCAGAGAAUUAAUGGAAAGCUGGUUAGACAGGACUCUCAUGUACUCACUGUGCAUUUUAAUUCUAAAUAAGAAAUAUAAUAAUUGUGUUGCUUUUUCCUUUCUCCAUGAAUAAUAUUUGCAGCUGAUGGAUUUUAUUUUAUUUCUCAUUUGAAUUCCAACAUUCUUUGCUUCCAUCCCUUUUCUGUCCCCCAGGAUAAAUUAUGCAGUGGGGGGGUAUUUUCUCUCUCUCAUAGAAUCCUUGUACUAGAUUUUCCAACAAAUGUAUAGGCAAUUUGUUUUGGCCAAACAGUAAGUGAAUGCAGCAGUGCAAAUGGCCUUCAUUCCAGAGAUCUUGAUGAGGACAGGGGGCUGUGCAUGCAUAUAGGUGGAAAGAAGUAUAAGUAAAAAAAAAAAUUCAAAAUGAAGAGCCUAACUUGCAGGGGAGCCUGGAUACCCCUAAAAUUAUCUGAAAACUUUGAAAGCUUCUCAGCAGUUAUAGAAGCCAGGCCAGAUAUGGUGUACAAUAUUUGGUGAAAGAAGAUAAUUGUCAUUCUGAUUUAAUAAUUCGGCAAUUCAGAAUAUCGUUAUAUGGUCUUUUGCCCCACUUGUCCUCCAAUUCAGUGAAACAGUUGGUGUAUGCUUAAAUCUCCUCAAUCUUUUUGUGAUUAAGUUUACCAAAUGCUCAAUUUCUGUCUUUCAUAUAUGCAAUUAUGCACAAUCUUUGGACAAAAUUAUCCCUUAGAGGGUUUUUUCCCCCAACCUUCAGUCUCUUGCAGCAAAAUGCACCAUUUUGCUUUCAUGUGUAUUUAAACCCAGCAGCAAAAAAAAAAAAAGAAAAAAAAAAGAAAAAAGAAAAGAAAAAGGAAAAAAAAGCGCUUGGCAUUCACUAGUGUUUUAUGGUGGCAAAAUUGCUUCAGGUAACCUUGAUAACUUUGUGCAAAAGUUCAUUGCCAUGCUUGUACUGACUUGCUGAAAAUUUUUUCUUCUGGAAAAUACCCCCAGUGGUAUCCUCUGUAAAAGUUAUGGCUUCUACAACUGUAUUACUGUAUAAAUCUCUGCCUGAAGUGGAUGUCACUCUGUGUGUUCCUCUCAUGCAGGAGUCGUUUGCAUUGCCUGCUGUUCAUACGGUUCUUAUUUCUGUAUCUAAUUUUUUUAAAAUUAGUCGUACAUAUCUUUAAAAAAAAAAAAAGAAAAACAAAAAUAAGAAAGCAGCCCAUGGAAUAGAAAUAUUUUAAAAAUAAAUUCUCACUUAGCAGCAGCUGGAUGUAUGUCAGCGAUACAGGAAUUUGCAAAGUCUUUGCUUUUUUCACUGUGGGAUUAAUGGCUAGAUUUCACAUAAAGGAGUUAUGCUCAAAGUCUUUGCAAAAGAAAAUGUAUGUAAAUGUCUAUUUUAUAUAAAAAGUAAGAAAAGUAA
Molecule: messenger RNA, 7958 nt
Organism: Chiroxiphia lanceolata (lance-tailed manakin)
Lineage: Eukaryota; Metazoa; Chordata; Aves; Passeriformes; Pipridae
Gene: TMTC1
Product: transmembrane O-mannosyltransferase targeting cadherins 1
Exons: 20
Coding region: 74-2920 (948 amino acids)
Biological process (GO): RNA processing; protein O-linked glycosylation via mannose
Molecular function (GO): mannosyltransferase activity; protein binding
Source: RefSeq, a predicted model, not a curated record